UUUAUAUGCCAAUAAUUUUGUGUAUUAUUUCUCCUCCGGGCUUGAGUCAAUUAAGUGAACAGUGAUCGUAUAUGGCAGCUGGGUGGCGGUGGUUGGCGGUGGUGAUGUUGGUGGUAUCAUCAAUAUCAGAACCUGCGUUUUCCAACCCACAAACCAACCUACUGAACAAGGGUUGCGGCCAAAGCAACGUUACCGAUACACCAACUAAUUAUGCGAAGCAACUCAACGCUAGCUUUUCUGAUCUCAGAAGCCAGUUAUCCAGAAACAACAAAACCUUUGCCACCACUGCCCAUCCUAUCUACGCCACUGCCCAUCCUAUCUACGCAUUGGCACAGUGUAGAAACUACCUCUCCAAGCCUGACUGUGUGGCCUGUUUCGAUGCCGCCGUGUUAGUAGCCCGAAACUGUUACCUCGCCACCGGUGGUCGUGUCAUAUUUGACGGUUGCUUCCUCAGGUACGAGUCUACUCUCUUCUACACUGAGGAUACAGAUGCAGGGAGCCAUCCCGUUUGUGGAGCACGAACUGUCCCCAAACAAGAUGUUUUCAAUUCGACAGCGAAAGAACUACUGAAUGAUCUCAUAUUCGCAACGCCCAGAAUCAAUGGCUUUUUCGUUGCAGCAAAGCGGGUCUCUGCUGCUGGUGGUGCUACCGUCUAUGCAGUGGCGCAAUGUAUUGAAACACUCACCGAAAGCAGCUGUCAGGCAUGUUUGGUAAUAGCUAACAGUAACAUGGUGCGCAAUUGUUUGCCAGUUUCUGCAGAUGGAAGAGCUGCUGAAGUAGGUUGCUUCUUAAGAUACUCAGACACACAAUUUUUUGCUGAUAAUCAGACAACUAACUUAACACCCUUUCUUCAACAAGAUUCUGUAACAGCUUCUCCAGGGAGUUCAGGAAAGAAGAAAGCUAUUGGGGGUGUAGUGGGAGGUGUAGGAAUCAUUUUGGUAUUAGCAGCCAUUUUCCUUUGGUAUAGACAAUCAAAAAACCCAAAGGUUUCGAGAAGAGGCAAUAUUUUGGGGGCAACUCAGUUCAGAGGUUCAGAGAACUACAGAUAUAAAGAUUUGAAAGCUGCAACAAAGGAUUUUAGCGAAGAAAAUAAAUUGGGGGAAGGAGGUUUUGGUGAUGUAUACAAGGGCACGCUACAGAAUGGGAAUGUAGUCGCAGUAAAGAAACUAACAAUGAUUUCCGGUAGAGCAAUGGCAGACUUCGAGACAGAAGUUAAGCUUAUUACAAAUAUUCAUCAUCCCAAUCUCAUUCGUCUAUUGGGAUAUUCUGGAAACCAAGAAGAGCUGCUACUGGUUUAUGAAUACAUGGCAAAUGCCAGCCUUGACAGAUACAUAUAUGGAGAGAAUAGGGGGAAGCUGAAUUGGAUGCAACGGGUUGAUAUAAUAUUCGGUACAGCUAGGGGUCUUUCCUAUCUGCAUGAAGUGUGCAUUAUACACAGAGACAUAAAAUCCAGCAAUAUACUACUAGAUGAUGAAUUCCAGCCAAAAAUAGCUGAUUUUGGUUUGGCAAGGCUUUCACCUAAAAACAAGAGUCAUCGUACCACUAAAUUUGCAGGGACUUUGGGAUAUACAGCGCCCGAGUAUGCAAUUCAUGGUCAUUUAUCAGAGAAAGUUGACAUCUACAGCUUUGGCAUUGUCAUUCUCGAGAUCAUUAGUGGGCGAAGGAGCAGCGACAUACGAGUUGAGCCUGUAACUGAGUAUCUCCUUGAACUGGCAUGGAAUCUGUACGAAAAUGAGGAACAUCUCGAACUAGUGGAUAAGAGUUUAGACCCAAAUGAGUAUAAAGUUGAUGAAGUGAAGAGAAUGUUGGAGAUUGCAUUGGUGUGCACACAAUCGCCUUCGAAUCUAAGACCGAGCAUGUCAGAAGUGAUGGGCAUGCUUUCAAGUAUUGAUGGCUCAAUCAUUCAAAGACCCCAAAACAGGCCUACUAUUAUUACUAAUUUCGAUAAGAGGGUACCUGCAGUCACUGCAACACCUACUAAUGCCACCAUUUCACUUUCUGAAUUCUCAGGCCGCUAGGCUUUUAGAAACGAAACGAAAA
This is a messenger RNA of Ipomoea triloba (trilobed morning glory), 2040 nucleotides long. RefSeq names its product cysteine-rich receptor-like protein kinase 2. The transcript has 9 exons. Bases 72 to 2018 code for a protein of 648 amino acids. Lineage: Eukaryota; Viridiplantae; Streptophyta; Magnoliopsida; Solanales; Convolvulaceae. Gene Ontology annotation, biological process: protein phosphorylation. Gene Ontology annotation, molecular function: protein kinase activity; ATP binding. The record is from RefSeq and is a predicted model, not a curated record.